This is a messenger RNA of Carassius carassius (crucian carp), 5419 nucleotides long. Its product is annotated as immunoglobulin-like and fibronectin type III domain-containing protein 1. The coding region runs from base 43 to 5379 and encodes 1778 amino acids. The record is from RefSeq and is a predicted model, not a curated record. Lineage: Eukaryota; Metazoa; Chordata; Actinopteri; Cypriniformes; Cyprinidae. The transcript has 25 exons. Gene Ontology annotation, molecular function: protein binding.
CAGAGAAGCUUCUGAAUUCUUGUGCCAUCGGACUGCAUCAAGAUGAUGAAAAAAGCCAAGGUUUUAGAUCCAACUGCUGCUGGGCAAGGCGGCAUCAAAAGGAGAUCUAAGGUUCCCGGUGUUAUGAUUACACAGUACAUUGAGGAACUUCCUGAGGGGAUGACAACUCCAGACUUCACACGUAAACCCAUCGCUUUAACCAUUCAAGAAGGAAAACUAGCCAUUUUUAAAGCCAAAGUGUUUGGAAACCCAGCUCCCACUAUAACCUGGCAUAGAGCAAAAGGAGAAAUGAAUGAUCCCCAAAAGUUUCAGAUCAAAUAUGACCCCACAACUAGUGAACACACUUUGGAGAUACCUAAAGUUAGUGGUGAUGAAGUCGACACUUACAAAUGCUAUGCCUCAAAUGAAUAUGGAAAAGCUGUUUGCACUGUUGUCCUAAAUGUCAUUGAAGUUGGAUUCAAAAAGGACAAAGAAAUGCAAAAGGCUGAAGGAACUACAGCAAGUGACCCAACGGAGUUUAGAAAGAGACUCAGGAAAAGUGCUGGUAAAAAAGCUGAGGAGAAAAAGGAAGGUGACAUUGACGACUCUGUAUGGGAAUUGCUGCUGAGUGCAGAGAAGAAAGAAUAUGAACGCAUUUGCAUCGAGUAUGGCAUCACUGAUUUCCGUGGCAUGCUGAAGAAACUGGUUGAGAUGAAGAAGGAAAGAGAAGAGGAGCAGGCACAGUUCAUCCAGCAUCUCCGUAACCUCAAGCACAUUGAGGUGAAAUCUGAGGAUGCUGCAACCUUUGAACUGGAAAUGGAGCUCAAAGACCCUAACAGUCGCAUUUUUCUGUAUAAGGAUGGUGUCAUGAUUCCAUACAGCAAAGACGUUGAAGGCGAAAUGAAGCACUGUCUAAAACAAGUUGGCAAGAAGUAUAUCUUCACUGUUAAAAAUCUCAAUCCAGAAGAUGCCGGAAUCUAUCAAGUGGAUGUUGAGGGUGUCAAUAUCUUUUCAACUGAUUUCAAGGUUCCCCUCGUGGAUUUUGCCCUGAAGAUUAAGGAGGUGACGGCCCAAGAGAGAGAGGAUGCCAUCUUUGAGUGUGUUUUAACUAAGCCCAUUAGUAAGAUGGUUUGGACCCUAAAAAAUACACCUCUCUUUAACAAUGAGAAAUACGAUAUUACGUGUUCAGAAGAUAAACUGAUCCACAGUCUGAGAAUUAUUGAUUGUAUGCCUUUGGAUGCUGGAAUCUAUGCUGCUAUAGCCGGCAUUAGAUCUUGCAGUGCUUGGCUGAUUGUAGAAGCUGACAAAGAUCCUGCAACAAAGGGGAAGAAGAAAACACGUAAAACCACUCAGGCAGGUGGUUGUGGUGAAGACUUGCUGAAGGUUGCUGCUGAGCAGGCAGAGAGGAACAAAAAGGAGAUAGCAGAAGCUUUGGGGGCAGCUAAGAAAUUCCAGGCUGAAAGAGAGGCAGCAGAAGCUGAAGCUAAAGCUAGAUCUGCAGCUGAAUCCGAAGCAGCAAAAGCGGCAGCACAGGUGGCAACAGCUGCUGCGGCCGCAGCUGCUAAAGCUGCACAGGAUGCUUUUUCCGCAGCUAAAGCCAAAGGUAGAUCUGAGGGUGAAGCUAAAGCCGCAGCAGAAGCAGGUGCACAGGUUGCAGCAGCUAAAGCUAAAGUCAGUGCUGAGGAGGAGGCCAGGAAGCAGGCUGAAUUCAAGGCCUUAAGUGAAGGUCUGAGUGCUGAGCAAGCAGCUGCGGCAGGGGCUGCAGCAGCUGCUGCGAUGAAUGCACAGGCAGCUGCUGUGGCAGCAAGUCUUGGGAAGGCUGGAGCUACAGGUGGAGUUGGAGGUGGUGCUGCAGAGGUGGUAGGAUCAGUAUGGGCUGCAGGAGCUACAGGUACUGGAGAAGCUGGAGGAGCCACAGGAGCUGGAGCAGCCGGAGGAGCCCCAAGAGCUGGUGGAGCCACAGGAGCUGGAGGAGCCAGAGGAUCCACAGGAGCUGGUGGAGCCACAGGAGCUGGAGCAGCCGGAGGAGCCCCAGGAGCUGGAGGAGCCAGAGAAGCCACAGGAACUGGUGGAGCCGCAGGAGCUGGAGGAGCUGGUGGAGCCGCAGGAGCUGGAGGAGCCAUAGGAGCUGGAGGAGCCAGAGGAGCCACAGGAGCUGGUGGAGCUGGUGGAGCCACAGGAGCUGGAGGAGCCAGAGGAGCCACAGGAGCCACAGGAGCUGGAGGAACUCGUGGAGCCGCAGGAGCUGGAGGAGCCAGAGGUGCCGCAGGAGCUGGUGGACCCACAGGAGCCGGAGGAGCUGGUGGAGCGGGAGGUGCCAGAGUAGCUAGAGGGGCUGAUGGAGCCGGAGGUGCCGGAGGAGCUGGAGGGGCUGAUGGAACUGGAGGAACCAGUGGAGCUGAUGGAGCUGGAGGAUCCGUUGGGGCUGGAGGAGCUGGAGCUGAUGGUGGGGCCGGAGGAGCUGGUGGUUCUGGAGGAAGCGGUGGCGAGGGAGGAGAUGGAGGAGAGAAGAAGCGUCAAAGAGCAGGACCUCUUGUACCAGAGACUGUCUUAGGAAACUCAAACAUGCUCAGCACAGUUCCAAAUGUGAGCAUGGAGCGGUGUAAGCAAGAAGGGGAAGUCGAGGGCUGUACUCGUGUAAGACAAGGCCCACUGAUGCCAGACACAGUAACUGGUGGGGGUAACCCAUCAGAUAAAGAAAAAACAUCAGGGUAUGGCAAGCCAUCAGGUUCCGGUAAUCCAUCAGGUUCAGGAAACUCGUCAGGUUCUGAAAAUCCUUCAGGUUCUGGGAACCCAUCUGGAUCUGGUAACACUUCAGGUUCUGGCAGCGCUUCAGGUUCGGGGGACUCACCAGGCCCCGGAAAGCCACCAGGUCCUGGAGGGUCAUCAGAGGGCAGCACUGAAGCUACAGAGGAAGAAAAAGAAGCUGAAGAUGAAAAGGAUGCGUCAGCUAAAGCUGGCAAGCGUUCAGGCUGUAAAAAACAGGGCCCACAGGUUCUGGAGACAGCUGCUGAUCCUGGUGUUCACUUUUCUGCUGGGCUGGAAGACUGCAAAGCUAUUGUGGGAGAAGCAGCUGAACUGGUCUGCAAACUUAGCAGUGCUGAUUGUAAUGGCGCCUGGUCCAAAGAUGGCAAUGAGAUUACUGCCUCCACUGAAGGUAUAACUAUCAGUAAAGAGGGAGCUGUUCACAAACUUAAAAUUGCCAAAGUAACAGAUGAAUUUGCUGGGAAAUAUCGAUUUGAGGCUGAUGGGCGUAAAACUGAAUGUGUGAUUGAUGUUGAAGAUCCACCAAGAUUCAGUGACAAGGAAAUUGAAUCAUUUGCAAAACCAAUUGUGAUCAAACACAAUCAGAAAGCCUCCUUCAAAAUUCCACUUAUUGGCCGUGAGCCAUUCAAAGUCCAGUGGUACAAAGAUGGUGAAGAGCUCACACCAGACUCUCACUGCAAGAUUGAGAUUUCAGAGGGUGAAAGCCGUCUGCUUCUCAUCAAACUACAGCGUAAAGACACCGGGGAAAUAAAAAUCAAAGUCAAAAAUGAGUUUGGUACAGCUGAAGCUAUUUCUAAUCUAAUUGUACUUGAUAAACCAACCCCCCCACUUGGACCACUGGAGAUCAUUGAGGCAUCUGCCAACUGCAUUGAGAUCAAGUGGAGACCACCAAAAGACAAUGGUGGUUGCCCUAUUAAACAUUACAUAGUUGAGCGUAACCAAAUUGGACGCAACACAUGGAAAAAGAUAGGCCAGAUCCCAGGUGAAGCUCACUACAGAGACAGCGAUGUUGACCAUGGCAGGAGAUACUGUUAUCGUAUCAGAGCCGAGACUGAUGAGGGCAUCAGUGAACUGAUGGAGACUGAGGAUGUGCAGGCUGGCACUAAAGCAUAUCCUGGUCAGCCAUCUGCUCCUAAAGUAGCCAGUGCCUUCAAAGACUGCAUUAACCUGACAUGGAGUCCUCCGACCAACACUGGAGGAACCAGUAUUUUGGGUUAUAACUUAGAGAAACGCAAGAAGGGCAGCAACUUGUGGGGCCAAGUCAAUCCAACAGAUCAACCAAUCCAAGCAAAGAAAUAUGCUGUAAAAGAUGUAGUUGAAGGAAUGGAGUAUGAGUUCCGUGUGUCAGCCAUCAACAUAUCUGGAGCUGGUGAAUCAAGUAAUCCCUCAGAAUUUGUGUUUGCAAGAGAUCCCAAAAAACCUCCUGGUAAAGUCAUUGACCUUAAAGUGACUGACUCAACCUACACUACCUUAUCCUUGUCUUGGACAAAACCAAAAGAAGAGCCUGGUGUUCAGAAUGAGGCCAAGGGAUACUUUGUGGAUGUCAGACCUGCUGAAAACACAGAAUGGGAUCGAUGCAACACAAAUGCCAUCAUCAUGACCUCUUACACUGUAAAGGGACUGAAAUCAAUGGCCAUGUAUUGGGUUAGAGUGAUCGCCGUCAAUGAAGGUGGAGAGGGUGAGCCACAGGAGCUGAACAACUAUAUCUUGGCUAUGCCUCCUCCAGUGAGACCGAGAUUCACGGAUUCUAAGAUCAAGAGCUUCAUGGUGGUCAGAGCUGGAAAUUCUGCAAGAUUCAACAUCAACUUUGAGGCUUCUCCAUGGCCUGAUGUCAUCUGGCUUAAAGAUGCUAUCCCUGUGUCCAAACGUAUCACUAUUAGCAAUGCUGAGGGAGGCUCUCAGAUCCUGAUCCCAUCUGCAGAUCGCUCCGAUACAGGAAUCUAUACCAUCAUUGUCAAGAAUGUUGUGGGACAAGAGACCUUCAGUAUUGAGAUUAGAGUUACAGACGAGCCAAAGCCCCCAGGCCCCAUAGUGUUGGAUGAGAAUGUUCCGGGCACAGUGACAGUUUCCUGGGAACCAUCCCCAGACGAGAAACGUGAUGAUCGCUUGCAUUACAUGGUGACCGAGAGAGACUCGAGCAAGAGGUCCUGGCACACUGUAGCAGACCGUAUCUUUAACAACCGUUUCACAGCCUGUAACAUCAUGCCAGGGAGAGAAUACCAGUUCCGUGUGUGCUCCAAAAAUGACAUUGGCCUGUCUGCCCCUUCGGAGUCACCAAAAUGGCUAAUCACAUGCAAGAAAGAAAAAUUCACACUGAACAUCCCAGAGUCCAAGACCUGCAACUUGGAGAGUACUCCAAGGUUUAUGGUUCCCCUAAAAAUCCACACAGCCCCACAAGGCUACGAGUGCUACAUGAGCUGUGCUGUGAGGGGCAACCCCACACCCCACGUCACCUGGUACCGCAACAAUGUCAGCCUUAACACUGACACCAACUACCACAUCACUAACACCUGUGGAGUGUGCUCCAUGCUCAUUCUCAGGGUUGGAGCCAAAGACAUGGGAGAAUAUAAAGUCAUAGCUGAGAGCUCACUGGGAAGAGCAGAAUGCACCACCAAUCUCACAGUGAGAGAAUAAAACCUUGACGUGGGGAGGAUGUCAAAAAUACAGCAUGCAA